AUGGUGUUCCUUCAUUCUAUGAUCAUUGCCGAGGGCGUUCCCAUAUUCUCAGCCCUUCAACGCUUCUACGGCAUCGGCCCCAACAUCGCCUCCAGAAUCUGCGCAAAACUGACCAUCUACCGGACUGCUAAGCUCGGAGAGUUAACUCAGAAGCAAUUGACUCAAGUCCAGCAGGAAUUAUCGAAAUUGACCAUUGAGAACGACCUGCACAAGAGUAUCGUGGACAAUAUCACCAGAUUGAAGGAAAUGGGGACCUAUAGAGGGAGAAGACAUGCUAUGGGUCUGCCGGUUCGAGGACAGGGUACUAGGACCCAGGCGAAGACGGCAAAGAAGUUGAAUAGGGUGGAGAGAGGGUUUGCAGGAGCUAGGAGGCAGGGUUGA
Molecule: messenger RNA, 381 nt
Organism: Orbilia oligospora ATCC 24927
Lineage: Eukaryota; Fungi; Ascomycota; Orbiliomycetes; Orbiliales; Orbiliaceae
Exons: 2
Coding region: 1-381 (126 amino acids)
Biological process (GO): translation
Cellular component (GO): mitochondrion; ribosome; small ribosomal subunit
Molecular function (GO): RNA binding; structural constituent of ribosome
Source: RefSeq, a predicted model, not a curated record